UUGCCUGUAAGACCAUGCAAGGGUAACAACACAUAUCUCACAUUACAAAUUUGUAUCUGGGGUCGCUAACGUUAGCUGCCUGCACCGGAGUCGAAGAUGUGCGGGCGCACCUGAAACUCGGAUGCCUUUCUAAUCGGAUAUUUGUUCUUAUCAAAAGCUAAAUGGAGAAAACCAACAUGAGCAGCUUUAGUGGACCAGGCGUACACAGGACUGCAUCUUUCAGCAGGGCAUCACACCUUGGAGGAUCCAAAUAUGAUCUGGAGAGAGAUUCAGGCUUCUCAGAUGCCAGCUCUGAGUAUCUCAGUGCAAUGGAGGUAACCGAUUCUGAACAGGCAGGAAGAAAUGGGUCAAUGUUUGGCCCGCAGUCAGCUGGUCAGCAGGUGGCCGUGGUGGGAGGCCCGUACCCCGGACUGUCUCCAAUGAUCUUCAUGAACAACUUUGUCUUAAAGCAGCCCUCCUCUACGGCUCCAGCAGAAAAGCAGUGGGGUUUUCCCUCCCACCUUGAAGUUAUGCCUCAGUCACAAGUGGUUCUUCUUCAACCAAUGAUGCCCAACGGCAGCAGCAACUCUCCAAAUCCCAGCCCUGAGAAUCUUAGACAAUCCAAAAACAACAUGCCCUCUGCCACACUACACACUCAAAUUGCCCCUCAUCCCGAGGAUGCAGCCACUGAGAGGGUGGCAUCCUCAAAGUUAAGGGCAAGAUCGGCAUCAGAGUAUGGCCAACGGCACCGGAGGCAUCACAGACUCUACAGCUGCCCCAGCCCGCUGCCCGGCCUGCAGACACUCGGCCAAAACGUUGGGGACUUUGAAGCAGCCGCCAACCACGCGCAGGCGGAUGAGCAACUCCUCGACGAGCUUUCAGCUCCACAAGCUGGAAGCUGCUCCCUGCCCUCCUAUUCCAAACGGAGAACUGUGACGCCACCAGACAAAUACCAUGAUGCCAUCACCAUGCACAGCAACAAACUGAAACGCUUCAGCAAUACCUACAAUAUCCUCGACAAGUCGGGCUUGCUGGGGAUCGCGAUGCGCACGAAGCAGCUUAUCAAAGAGAAUAAGCGCACCCAGGGCCUGCUGUGCCAGCUGCAGGAGCACACUGACCUGCUGCUGGAGGCUCUGAGCAGCGGAGACCCACAUCUCUGGACUAAACUCCAGCUCUCUCUGCAGAACACUGAGAAAGCUCACAGAGUCCUAGCCUAAGAAAGGUUCCAGCACUUAUAAACCUGACAGCAAGAAAAAAAAGGUCAAAAGAUUGUUAAAAAAUUUGAUCUAAUAGUUCAGAAAAACCAAAAAUGCUUUGAAAACAUAAUGAAAAAAGCACAGCUACUUCUCUGAAAGAGACAUUUUAAGCAUGGCCUUUACUUCUAAAUACAGUUUCUUGCCUCUGUGUUUGCAAAACAGCAAAUAACUCUCACAUUAGGGAAAUGCCUUAUAAUGUUUAACAUGUAGUCCUGGCAUGCCUUACAGUACACUUCAUCUUUCUAGAGCUGGGUUUAAAAAAUCAACAUCGAUUCAUCGAAUCCAUGAGUUGAUUUUCCUUAAAAGUAAUUCUUCUCAGGCCAAAAAAGUGCUUUCAGUUAUUGUUUUGUGUCAGAAAUGAUCAUUUUGAUCCCUAAAAGUUCUGCCUUUUUUCAGUUUUUAUCAUUAGUUAUGAAAAGUCGUGUUUAUUACACAUUAAAAUAGUUUCUAAUGGAAAUUUGACAAAUGAAUAAAUUAAUACCAAAUGGGUUUAGCACUUUGGCUACGAUAGCCAGCCCUUCUUAUGAAUGUUGCUGCUGCACAAAUAUCAUGACAUUUAAUCAAACAUAGCUUAUGUUUAUCAAAUAGUCACAAAGUUUAAUGACGACAUUUUUUUUGCCUUUUGAAAUGGAAGGAAACUCCAUGACACAUGGUGUGUGCGCUCGCAGCUGUUGCACAAAUUUUGUACCAAAGCUGUCAUUCUUUCACUGUUUAAAGUCAAAUAUAACUUAAACAUUUUUUCCCCUACUUAAAAAAAAAAUGCAUAAAAUAAAAAUCAACAGCUGCACAAAUUGUAGAUUUUCAAUCAAUGUCGCCGCCGGUUUAUGAGCGUCAGGAAAUGUGGGUUUUACGUCUUUUUCUCUUGACAGUAUUAUUUAUUUCAAAUGUUUGUGACCAGGACUACCGAGGGAUAGAAACAAUUAAAAAAAAAAUUGUUUUUUUUUUGUCUUUAGUAACGGUACAUGUUGACUGCAGUGAUAGAGAUUUAGCAGGAGAAGUAGACCUGUGACUCGCUCGCUCGCUGUGGGAUGUUUUUGCAGCUUCAUUCCUGCUUCACAUUCGUGCUCAAAACUGUAUUGUCGAGAAACUUUAUAGACAAAAAGACAACUGCUGAAGAGUUCAUGUUUAUCUUAGAGAAUGUUGCACUGAGGUCACACAAUAGAUCAUUUUGUCAUUAAAAAAUAAUGUGAAUAUAAAUAUCUGAUUGCCUGUGCCUUUAAAGUAUGUGUAUGUUUUUAGUUAUGCCUGUCAGCAUUUCUGGGUACAUUCUAGCAUCCUUGCUGGUUUUUAAGGAUUUAUUUUUGGAGGUCUCAAAAGAAAAGUUAUAUGAAAUAGUAUAUAAAUAAAAAACAUGUAUUUUGCCUUUGUUUUGGGAAUAUGUGCUAAAAGUUAAAACCAGCUAAAGAAGAAGUGUGAAGAUGGUCCUUUUUUAAAAACUCUUAUUGUUGCUUAUAAUUGCCUGUUAUUACAAAGUGUGCUUUUCUUCGUCUGUGUCAAAAGUGAUUUAUUGAAAACCUUUGGCUUGUCACUUUUUUUAGCUAAGAAUGUAUCAAUAAAGAAAAGAAAAAA
This is a messenger RNA of Oryzias melastigma (Indian medaka), 2804 nucleotides long. RefSeq names its product CLOCK-interacting pacemaker a (gene cipca). The transcript has 4 exons. Bases 162 to 1196 code for a protein of 344 amino acids. Lineage: Eukaryota; Metazoa; Chordata; Actinopteri; Beloniformes; Adrianichthyidae. The record is from RefSeq and is a predicted model, not a curated record. Gene Ontology annotation, biological process: negative regulation of DNA-templated transcription; negative regulation of circadian rhythm. Gene Ontology annotation, cellular component: nucleus.